Messenger RNA from Plutella xylostella (diamondback moth), 984 nucleotides. Lineage: Eukaryota; Metazoa; Arthropoda; Insecta; Lepidoptera; Plutellidae. The record is from RefSeq and is a predicted model, not a curated record.
AUGGAGCUGGCACUGCUGGAGAGAAAAACCGCGCGCCGCCUCUUCACUGUGGCGUGCGAUAAGUUUGAUCAAUCUCUCAUUGAAGACCCAGGAAAUAAGAAAGCAGUAAAGGCCUAUUACGAAAGUCUAACUGUAAAGCAUAAGAAGCUACUAGAUGUUAAUAAUGCAGUACUAGACUUGCUGUUAGACACACAGGGAGCUGCUGCUGACUAUGAUACAGAAGUGGACGCGGCAGAGACAUAUGAAGAUAGAUGGUUUCUUGCCGAACAGUCAUUUUUAGAAUGGUCAACAUCAGAGGCCAACCAAAAUUUAAAAGGCGAGGAGUAUAGAUCUGUUUCUGAAAACACGAAAAAUAAAAAGAGAUUCAGACUGCCCCGAUUAGAGCUACCUAAAUUCGACGGGCAUAUUAAGUCAUGGCUUACGUUUUGGGGACAGUUUAUAAAAAUUCACAAUGACGAAGAUAUAGAUGACGGAGAUAAGUUUCAAUACCUACUACAAUGUAUGGAGCAUGGGUCCAGCGCUCGAGACCUGGUGAAAAGCUUCCCUCUGACGGCUACUAACUAUAACAAAGCGCUUGAACAACUGAAGCAAAGAUUCGCCAGGGAUGAGCUGUUGGUAGAGCACUACGUACGAGAACUCCUACAGCUUAUCAAAUGGGUACAACCUAACUUGAGCACUCGGGUUUUAUAUGACAAGCUAAUGACACAAAUACUAGCUUUGGAGUCCCUGGGUGUGACACAAGACAAGUAUGCGGCCUUUCUUUACCCGAUGGUUGAGUCCACACUGCCUGAAGAGAUGCUAAGAGCUUGGUGUCGAUCGGAGAGGCGCAGCAAUGAUGGAAAUAGCCCUCUAACAGACCUGCUGAGCUUGAUUAAGAAAGAAGUCGACUGUCGAUAUGAAAAACACUUCUACCCCUUCCUCUUCAAAGCCAGAGAAGAGUUGCAUUUGGUGCGGAAAAACUUCUCAUACAAGCUCAGAAUGUAA